Messenger RNA from Suillus paluster, 2984 nucleotides. RefSeq lists its product as uncharacterized. Lineage: Eukaryota; Fungi; Basidiomycota; Agaricomycetes; Boletales; Suillaceae. The coding region runs from base 265 to 2790 and encodes 841 amino acids. The record is from RefSeq and is a predicted model, not a curated record. The transcript has 9 exons.
UGAUGCUUCUAAUGUAGAUCAAUAAGUAGUCUGGCAACAUUUCCCUCAAGUCAUCCUCUGCUCUCCAAGUCGAAUGUAUUAUUCGACAGUCAUGCAUAUCGGCUCGGGAUUUUUAGCGCGGAUUUGCGCAAAUACUGGCCUCGUUUUUGCGACAAACUUCAACACACAGAAGCUUAAAGCUUUGAAGCACAGAAAGAUCUUCCUUCAAACGUACCACUAGAUUGUUAGCGAUUUGGCCAGAACUAUCGCCAACAACUUCUUAUCAUGUCACUGUCAGAUGUCUCAGACUUGACAGAUUUGUCUUCUGAUGAAGACGACUUCCCGCCAUCCAAAACCACGAGGACAACGGCGUCAAAGAAAAACACAAGAGAAUACAAGAUUUCGGGCGUCCUGCGAGCGCCACGGACCACAUCGUAUACGGCCAAGUCACUUUACGACCAAAUCAUCGACAAUGCGAUUGACCUUGACCCAGAAUACCAACGUGAUGUUGUAUGGCCAGAGCUAAAGCAGUCUGGUCUUAUUGAUUCGAUGCUGCGAAACUACUACAUGCCCCCAAUAAUAUUUGCGGUAUCAACGGCCGAUGAUGGCAGUGAACUCCGAACCUGUAUCGAUGGGAAGCAAAGACUGACUUCAAUACAGAGGUAUAUACAUUUCACAAACGAAAAGCUUUGGUACAAAUCAAGCGCCACUAGUGCUAGGCGAAAGCUUCUCCCAAAACACCUUGUUAAUCAAUUUGCGAACAAGCAGAUCGUAUGUGUCGAGUACGCCGAUAUCAAUGGAGAUCAGGAGCGUGAGAUUUUCCAGAGGGUGCAACUAGGAGUCGCGCUGACUCCUGCAGAACGCAUGCAAGCAAUUGUUGGCCCUUGGCCCACAGUCAUUCGGGAGAUUCAGAGCCAAGUUCUUGGCGAAGAUGGAUUUCAGGGUUACCUUGAUUGGGGUCACGCACGAGGACGUGACUUCCAGUGUAUGGCAUCUAUAGGCUACCUCAUUGAGAACCAUCCUAAGCCCGCUGUCCCCUCCGCCCCGACACUUGAAAAAUGGCUCUUAAAGAACGACCCUGUCGCUCCGAAGCUUCGCGAGGACUUGCUAGACACAUUCCGAGUCUUCCUCAUCCUUGCUCGGGACCAGAAAUACAGUCGCUCACUCAACAAGCCCACUCGUGUCUCUCCCAUAGAGUUUGUAAUGAUCGGUGUCUUGAUUUACCUCUUCCGUGAUCGAUUGUCGCUUACUCAACUCUCAUCUGCCAUUGAAAAGAUGCGAAAAGACGUACGCGACGCGCACCAAGAUAUUCGGGCAAACGGCAGAAUCACCAAGCAUAUGUUGUUGUUCAUGAGCAAAAGACUCAAGAUAUCCGAGUUAAAAACUGACGGGGAAGGUGACAAACCGGCUGCCGGAAAACCUCCAAAAGCCAAGAAACGGAAGAGGGUCGCAGAAUAUGAUGAUGACAGUGAUGAGGAAGAAAAGCCUCGCAAGGUAACCGCCACCAAGGCGCCGCCCACUGCAUCUUCGACUGUAAAAUCGAGCUCAAAGUCUUCAGGAUCUGCUUCCCAAAAGAAGCUAGCUGAUUCCAAGCCCAACCCUAUGCCAAAGAAAGUGUCGGCUGCCCCUGCAGUGUCUCAGUCAAAGCAGAAAAGACCUUCCCCAGAUUCUCGACCAGCUGUUGAAAGGAUAUCCCAAGCUCCAGUGCAAGCAAAAGUGCCACCUCUAACACCUACUCCUCCCGCGACAUCAACCAGUCCAUCACUACCUUCCACACAAGCACCUCUCCUCCAAUCAAACAUGGGGAUUUCGACCAGCCCUGCCAGACCUUCCCCUGCACCUAUCUCCAAUGUCAGGUCCGAAGCUCGCGUUUCUCCAGUGGUAAAGUCGGAGCCACGUGUCGCUUCGCUAUACCCUUCUUCCGUGAUUCCAUCCACAAUACCAGCGGCUGAUAGACUUGGUCCUAUUCGAGCUGCGAAAGAGGCUAUUCGAUCAAACUCAAACUCUCAGGUCCAGUCUCCUGUUGUUCCUCACACAGAGUUUAAGGGUGUGAGCUCUGUAUCGAACCCUGACGUGAACGGCUCGUCAAAGGUUGACCCUCGGCGUGUUGGGCCAUCUCCACCAGCUGUUGCUGUUCCGCCACAGCAAAGCCCAAACCCGCUAUCUAGCGGUAUGGAACAAAAAUUCCAAAUCAAUCCUUUAGAAGUUGAAGCCUUGUUGCGGGCACAUGGGCUCAUGGUGCCUCAUAAUCAACAAAUGCCAAUGAGCUCUUCUGUUGCAUUGCCUGAACAGGCUAUGGCAGCUGUGCAGUCAGGCCUGAAUAUUCUGAGCGGGAUUAGCACCCUCGCCCCUGGUUCUUCGAGUUUCUCGCAGGGUAUGUCUGUCAAUGGUGGGCAGGGCAUGCAGCCGGUUCCGUCCCUACAAUAUGCCCAGGGAGGCGCGCAAGCUCCGUUGUACUUGCCUGGCCCAUCGCAAAAUGGGUUCUCAAACGGGACUCAACCUGCUCCGCUUCAUUCUCUCCCAUCUCGGCCGCCAUCGACUACACCGACCCCGAUUAACACAGUACUGCGCGCAGAUUCCACAUCAACUGCGCCGCCGCCACAUUCCGCAUCCUCGACCGGAUCGUUCAAAGAUGAACGACGAUAUAGUGACUAUGAACGACGGGACUACUCCAGAGGCCGUGGGCCUUACGACAAAGAAUAUCGACGCCAUGAUUCUCGCCGUGAUUCGAGCAGGUGGGACAAUCACAGAGACAGAGGAAGGGAUAGUGGCUGGGUUCCGAGAGGGAGGGAGAGUUGGCGAAAGGUUUAGGCGAGCAAGCAGCUGAAUGGCAACAAACGUGGUUCGAGGGCGCUAGGUGAUAUAUCUAUGUCCUUCGAUUACCCCAUGUGCCAUCCUCAUUCCUUAAUAUUGCGUUUCAUUUUGUGACAUGUUUGGCCCUUUUCAUUAUCAUAACAGCAUACUUCUCUGCAACACCGACUGGCUUCUCUCAUUCAUUAUACCUA